Messenger RNA from Rubroshorea leprosula, 1628 nucleotides. The record is from the annotation of a GenBank genome assembly. NCBI's taxonomy places the organism in Eukaryota, Viridiplantae, Streptophyta, Magnoliopsida, Malvales, Dipterocarpaceae.
GACUCACCAUGCUAUCUCUCAAUCGGUCUCUCCAGUCAAUCUCUGAGUUUCCUCUCCUCUAGUCCUCUGCCACACUCUUGCUCAAAAUCUGCCCUCAUCUCCACGGACCUUCACAGUGAUUCCCUUCAGCUUUCAACCUCGCCGUCACUACAACCCCUAGCCCCUGCUGCCCUGCAACGCUUGCUGCUCACCUCCAGCUGAGCUCCAAGGCUGCCGCUGGGUCAUCUCAGCCCGCCUCUCACAGACCUACAUAGUGAUUCCCUUAAGCUCUCAACCUUACCGUCACUACAACCCUGGCCCCUGCUGCCUUGCAACACUCGCCGCUCACCUCCAGCUGAGCUCCAAGGCUGCCGCUAGGUCAUCUCAGCCCGCCCCUCACCGUGGCACCGUGUCACCAUGUCGUUAGCCCAUCAUUGCAAGUCAGCAUUCUCUUUUCGCGUGGCUUCCUCCUCUGCAACUCUACCUCGAAUUCUUUUCAAAAUGUCCAACUUCAGGUAUCAAUUAGCCAAUGUCUUCACAAGAGCCUAGCCCCCCAUUGAUUCAAAUUCCAAAUAAAUCAAGUGCAAGUAUUAUACCGUGUGCUGCUGCUACACCAACUUCAUCCUCGGCUAUGGUUCCUCUUCCUCUUGCAUUAGAAAGUGGUACUGGUGAAGAUAAAAAAGAUGAUCAAGGAUAUAAGCGGCCACUUACUUUUGAAGCAUGGAACCAUUAUAGAGGGCAGAAAAUUAAUGGCCAUUGGAAAGCUAUUUGUGUCUAUUGCAAUAAACAUCUUGGAGGCGAGGCCAAGAAUGGGACAAGUCAUUUGCGUGAUCACACUUGGGUCUGUCCAUUGAAAUCUGUUUCUGACAUAAGGCAGACAUUUUUGAGAGCUUCAAAGAAUCAAGAAGGGAAAACAAAACUUGGGCAUGGACUUUUCAAUCAAGAGAUGGCUAGAAGGGAACUUGCAUAUAUGAUUACUGCGCAUGAGUUACCUCUAUCAAUUGUUGAUCAUAUUUUCUUGAGAAGGUUUGUUGCUACUCUUCAACCAAGUGCACCAGCUGUGAAAUCAGAGUUAGAUACUUAUUUAGAGGAAAGGGUGGUUCCAUUUGAGGUAGAAGAAACUUUUGAUAUUCUGAAUUGGUGGAAAGUUUAUGGGGCUAGGUUUCCUAUAUUGCAAAUGCUUGCUAAAGAUGUGUUUGUCAUUCCCAUAUCCACUGUACCUUCAAAAUCAGUUUUUAAUACUAGUGGAAAAGUUAUUAGUCCACAUCGGAGCAAGCUUAGACCAACAAUGAUACAAGCACUGAUGUGUCCUCAAGAUUGGUUGAAGAAAGAUCCGAAAGGUUCUGACAAUAAUGGAGAUUUCUUCAAUCUAUUUGAGGAGUUGGAGGAGAAUGAUAAUGAGGAUGAUGAGUUUGAGUUUAUGCAUUUUUUCUUUAUGAAAUAUGAACUUGUUGCUAGCUUACUUGCUGGACUUGCUUGACAAUGACAUGUAUAUAUUGGCUGUGUUAUUGUGUAUAUUUACUACUUAUUUAUCUUGUUUUAAAAGAGUGAUCUUGAUCAUCUUUGUUUGUUAUCUAGGAUUUUGUAAAAUUGUUAUUUUCUUUUGGAAUUUUGAUUAACAAGCAGUGAAAUAAGUGAUAGUUUUAUUU